Molecule: messenger RNA, 2454 nt
Organism: Rubroshorea leprosula
Lineage: Eukaryota; Viridiplantae; Streptophyta; Magnoliopsida; Malvales; Dipterocarpaceae
Source: the annotation of a GenBank genome assembly
AUGACAAUAUUGUUCAAAAAAAAAAAUUAGGCCUAACUAAUAAUCAUUUUUUUUUCAUCAUUCAUUUUUUUUUUUUCAAUAAAAACGAAGCAUGCAAAGCAGGAAGAGAAAAAGGUCAGCCCGACGGACGGCACAGAGCUUGGGGUAUGGAUCUCACCGAUGGCAGGACCGAGGGCUUCAAGAUCAACAACACCAGCGGGAGGGGUCAAGGAUCAGCAGAGGGGCUUGGAGACAGAAUUUUGGAGGUUAUGACUUGAAUCUUUUGAAACAAGCCGCGCCGUUCUACUUCACAAAUUUUCCUGACAACUGGAGGUAUGAAGAGAUGUGGAAUACAUUCCACAAGUUCGAUAGAGUGUAUGCUAUAUAUGCUCCAAAUCGCAGAGACAGAACAGGGAAAUGGUUUGGCUUUGUUAGAUUCCUUGAAGUCAAGGAUGAAGGAGAACUUAGAGAGAAGGCGCAAAGCAAACAACUCACUCCGAACAUGCUAAGAAGUUACGCUGAUGUACUCAAAGGCACAAGGAGAAAAGUUCUACCUGCUAAACCACACAGGUCCACUUGGCAACAGAGAACGGCAGAAAAGCAAUGGACUGGACUAGAGUUCACUGUUAAUAAAGAGGAUACUGCAUGGCUGGAUGGCUGCUACGUGGGAACAACUAGGUCAAUUGAGUUAAUCCCAACCAUGCAGGAAAAGCUCUAUAUGGAGGGGUACUUUGCUUGCACUGUCAAACCCAUGGGAGGAAGGCUUAUGUUGCUAAGUAGUGAGGAUAAGGAAGAGUUGAAAGAUCUGGUGGAGAUGCAGCAGAUUGGCUUGGCCAGUGACGUUGAGACAAGGAACAAAAUGGAGGUUGACGAGCUCAUUAAUUGCAAAGAUUUUGAAAUCCCUGUUGAAAUUGGUGAGAGAGAUGCAGUGGACCCUCAACAGGUUGCUUUCAUUCAAAAAAAUGAGGACAUGGAGGCAAGGAGAGCAUUAGAAGAUGUUGAGUCUACCAACUGUGCAGAUUUUGAAAGUCUUCCUAAUGCCGGUAAUGAUGUGAGAGUUGCAGUGGGGCCUCUUGAGAUUGCCUUGGUUCAAGAUUUAUCAAAGAAGGAAGAUAUGGACAGCGAUUCCGGUGAAAUCAAAGAAUGGAUGCGCCUUCAUGACGGUAGGACCCUAAAAACUACCAGAAAAAGGAGGAAGAAAGCUCGAUCAUGUACUGAGGUCUACCAAAACUCCAGAGCUGUACAUAUUUCAAAAGACAAAAUGAAGAGAAGGGGACGACCAAGCAGUGGACAUUCCAUACCAACUUUUCUCCCAUGUGCUGAAGUACAUGUGGCUGGCGAAUCUAUUGAUGACAGUGACAUCAGAAACUGCCACAGAGGAAUACAAGAAAAAAAACAAGAAAGAGAUGGUGAGAGAAUUUGGGAUUUUGCCAAGAAGAUAGGGGCAACAACAAGUGGAAGCGAGGAGGAACUAAUUCGAAAGAUCAAUGAACUAGAAGCCAGAGAUAAGGAAGCCAGAGACAAGGAAGCCAAAGAUAAAGCAACAGAGGCUACAACUGGAGGAGAAAGGUGUAAGGACUGGGGACCCAAGCCCUUCCGUUUCUACGAUGCAUGGUGGGAAUCUAACGACCUUAAAGAUCUAUUAACCCAAGCUUGGACCUCUGUGAAGGUUCAGGGAUGGAAAGGGAGAAAAAGAAGAAACAAAAUCAACUGCAUUCAAGUGAAGGGUCAACAGUUGACUGAAGUGGAUGAGGUAAAAGAAGGAGUAGCCAACUACUUUGAAGACAUGUUCAAAGAUGAAGGAUGGGAAAGGCCGACACUUGAUGGCAUCCAUUUCAAUAAAAUCUCCCAAGUUGAAUCAUGCAUGCUCUCUACUAAAUUUUCUGAAGAGGAAAUCUACAAAGCUGUUUGGGAUUGUGAUAGCUCCAAAGCCCUAGGUCCGGAUGGAUUUAAUUUCAAAUUCUUCAAGGAGAUGUGGGAGGUAAUCAAGCAGGACAUCAUUGGGUUUGCUGAUGAAUUCUACACAAAUGGGAAGCUAGUAAAAGGGUUUAAUGCUUCAUUUGUUGUCUUGAUUCCAAAGACAUCCAACCCCCAGAAAAUUGAAGAUUUUAGGCCCAUAUCUCUUAUAGGCUCCAUGUACAAAAUCAUUGCAAAGUUACUAGCUAAUAGGAUAAGGCUGGUAAUGGGUAGCGUGAUUGGGGUUCAACAAACUGCCUUUGUCAAGGAUAGACUAUUGGUUGAUGGGGUCCUGGUUGCCAAUGAAGUGAUUGAUGAACCCAAAAGAAGGAGGAAAAGUAGUUUUAUACUCAAACUUGACUUUGAAAAAGUGUUUGACAAGGUUAGCUGGAGCUACCUCAACUACAUGCUUAAAAAUGGGGUUUGGUGACAAGUGGGCAAAUUGGAUCAUGGAAUGUCUAUCCACCAGUACAGUCUCCUUUCUUAUUAAUGGUUCUGCCACGCGACAAAUUUCAGUUA